Messenger RNA from Aspergillus wentii DTO 134E9, 4317 nucleotides. RefSeq lists its product as uncharacterized. The record is from RefSeq and is a predicted model, not a curated record. Bases 1 to 4317 code for a protein of 1438 amino acids. Lineage: Eukaryota; Fungi; Ascomycota; Eurotiomycetes; Eurotiales; Aspergillaceae. Gene Ontology annotation, molecular function: ADP binding. The transcript is spliced from 5 exons.
AUGCCACACAAAAAUGAAAUCCCCAACGGGGGCUUUCCCGUUGAAUUCAACUCAGACAACCUCCCGCACCACUCGUUUUUUGUGGGCCGAGAAGACGAAUUGAAUGCGAUUCACACGGGACUUCAGAAUGACUCGAAAAGGACUGUCGUUUUACAUGGCAUCGAGGGAAUGGGGAAGACUCAGCUCGCAUUAGCACACACCAUGCGCCACCAUGAAUCCUACUCAGCGGUGUUCUGGCUUGAUGCCACGAAUGAAGCGGAACUUGAGAGGAGUUUCGUCAAUAUGGCAAGGCUUGUUUCGCUGGAUCAUCCGUCCACGGAAUUGGAGAAGAUGGCCGAGGAUUUCGAUACUAUUGCUGUCGUGCAUUGGGUGAAGAAGUGGUUGAACGGCCCAGGUAAUGAUCGAUGGCUGCUUAUAUUCGACAAUUAUGAACCAAGCACGGGGUUUUCGAUAGACUCGUGGCUUCCGGAUGUGCGACAGGGUCAUGUUAUCAUCACCACGAGAACGUCUGAUCUGGAACUGGGUGAAGCUAUUCAUGUUUUAAAACUUGAGGAUAUGGACCACAAUGCCCAAAUCGUAUGUCAGGGGUCGGGACGGUCGGCUCUAACUAGUGAUCCUCAAUUGCACGAAUUGAUCAAUGAGUUGGAUGGACUGCCACUUGCAUUGGCAACCGCAGGAGCAUUCCUCCGCAACGUGCCCAUCAGCUGCGAUCACUAUUUGAAGCUGCAUAGGGAGGCUCUGUCGAAUGCCCAGAAUAUCUCUCAGAUGCACUCAUACGGUGACAAAACCCUCGCAUCCACCUUCCUGAUUUCUCUCCGAAGCAUCAAGGAGAAGAACCCAACAGCCUCUGUUCUUUUAUUCCUAUGGGCUGCUCUUUAUCACCGUGACAUGUGGUUUGAUAUUGUGCAGGAUGCAAAGGUCGCAGACAGAAUCAGCCAUACAGAUUUCUACGACGCAAUGGGGGUUCUCCGCGCAUAUGGCUUUGCCGAGGAGGGGCCGAUUCCAGAUGAAUCGCAUAUCGCAAUGGGCUAUACCUUGAAUAGGAGUGUGCAUGCCUGGCUGGUAGGCUCUUUGAUGCCUUUUGAUGGUCCAGAUUAUGGCGCCAUCAUGUUGGAUUGUAUCACUUCACAAGCAUCAAGGCUCCGUGGGCCCCCAAUGGCACAAGAAGUCUGCCAGCGACAGCUCCCUCACGCGAAUCACCUGGUGAAUCUCUUGCUGUCUGGGAAGGUGGUUCUGAAAGACCAGUAUACGCAUGCCUACGAGCUUUAUAGACUUGCAAACGUCUUCAAAACAGCCAGUCCAUCCGUCUCUUCCCCAGGCUUCGCACAGAUGUGCAGCACUCUUCGAGCCGACCACCCGAAGUCAUCAAACAUGGCCGACCAGGAAAAGUGCUACCAGCAAGUGAUAUCCCUAUGCGAGAAAAUGGAAGACCAGAAGUUCAAAGAUCUGCAUCACGACGCCCUUGAAGGCCUUUCUAGUGUUUAUGCAAACACCAGCAUUCAGAAGCAUCUCCAGACAAAAUGGCUACAAGGAGGUGCUUGUCGAGCUGCAUCACAUUCUGACCGGUACAUCUGUUCGCGCUGUCUUCAAAACCUGCGCGUGCAUAUCGCCCUCUGGCUUCUGCUACUCGGCAUGACUGUUUCGAUAAUCGUCCUGAACCUGUUGGUGCUAUCUACAAUCGGCUCUCUGGGAGAAAGGUUCGAGAAGGUCCACCAGUUCAGUAUAUUCGCUUUGCCAGUUACGGCCAACAUUCUCUCAAACCACCGUUCGAAGGCUUUGAUGCUGAGCAUCAUGUUGAUGGUUUGUGUCUCCCAGGUGAUCUAUGUUUUGAUUAUUUUGGAUGUCUACUGGGCGUACCUCCACUAUAUUCUUCUUUUUGCAAUCGGCCUACCGACAGCUUUACUCGUGGCUUUGAGCUCUGAUUCACCACGGAUUGAGAAUCGCCUGCCAUGGGUUAUGAUUGGGGUGUCUGUACUUGAGGAAGCGCAUAAAGCGGGAAAUAUCAGCCAGAGAGAUUACGAAAAUAAUACCGAGGAGGGCAUAUUGAUUGAUGGGAACGACAGUCAACAUGAAAGCACCGACGGCGAUGAAUCACAAAGCCACAGAUCUGACAAGAAGCCAGAAAAAGAGCCACACUGGAUCAGGGGUGUCUAUAUGUGUGCAAACCUAUCAGUCGGCGUGUUGAUCAUCAACGUCAUUCUUGUCAGCAUUGCAGGAGCACGAGCAGCGAAGAAUCCUCUCAACAAUGGCCUUUCCAGCUCUGAAAUCAUCUACGACGGCAGCUGCUCGGUGUCUAAACGAUGGAAUGUCGCCCUCCACUUGAUCAUCAACAUUCUGAGCACCACCAUUCUCGCCGCCAGCAAUUACUGCAUGCAGACACUAGCCGCACCGACCAGGGAGGACAUCGACCGUCGUCAUGCGCGCGGCAAAUGGCUGGAUAUCGGAGUCCCCAGUGCAGGAAACCUAUCUGUUGUUGGUCCCUAUCGAGUUGCAUUGUGGUUUGUCCUUUUGAUUACUGCGACGCCAUUUCACUUGAUGUAUAACUCGGCGGUGUUUGGUUCACAGGCGACAAAUCAGUACCGCGUUGUUCUUGCACCAGGCGACAUGGACCCCCACGAUAUGGGAAAUCUUACUACUCCUGGGCUGAAGAGGUGCUUUGGGUCUGUUGGUGGACUCAACUGGGAUGAGUUCACUUCUGAUCUUUCACGGGGGUCAUAUGAGAAACGCAAUCGACAAGAAUGCCUCGAUCUUACAAAUGUCGAAUUCUCUUCUGGGAUAGGCACCAUCGUCUUUCUCUCGAACAAACUUACAGUCAGUCAGGGGGGAGACCGUGCCAUUCUCGAUGCUGGAAGUGGCGCUGUUCCCUGGAAAAAGGACCGUGGAGCCGCUCUCAACUCGCGAGGUAUAACUGGGGACACGUUUUCUAACGUUUCCUGGACCUUUACGGCUUCCCAUGGUGAUACGUCAGUUGCGUAUUCAGCGUACAACUUUUCGCAGCCAGACUGUGACCUUGAUAUGUCAACAUGUCUGGAUGCAAUGUUUAUGAGCGAUUGGCUGAAAACCAACCAACCGCGGACUAUUCAGCAAAUCAACGACUACAUCAACAGGAAUUCAGGCUAUGACAACAUUACCGGAUUCAAAGAUAGUUUGUCGUGCGGGUUAAAGUAUUCUAGUGACUCCGACCCUCAUGAAUGUCUGGUCAUCAAAACGCCAGAACGUUGCGAGCUGCUUUACAACCCCCCUAUCUGUAUUGCAGUCAUUAUUACGGCAGCUGUAAAGGUCACUGCCAUGUUUCUAGCUGCUAGACUCGAUCGACACAGGCCACAGCCUCUACUGACAGUUGGUGACGCGGUAGCAUCUUUCCUGGCCAAGCCUGAUGAUACAACGGUGGGACGAUGCUGGAUGGACAACUCCAAUGUACGCGGGGGGUGGAAAUCAAGGACUCGCACCCGCACAAGACGAUUGCCAGGGAGAGAGCGCUGGGUGCGAGCCGUAAGCCCGACACGCGGGAUCGUGACACUCACGUUAUGUGGUGUUUGUAUUAUUGCCGGGGGCUAUAUGCUCUGGGAGGCCUCCCGUGGUAUCUCAGUCGGUACUGCAUCAGUCAAGUUCUGGUGGAAUCUGGGAUUCGGCACAGAAAACGUCAACAUCCUUGUUGAGGGCUACAAGAAUUUACCCAUCAUCAACUACGUGGUUCUUGCCAACACACCACAGUUCAUCGUGACCAUCAGCUACUACUUCUACAACAGCGUGGUGACCUCUAUGCUAGCUGCGGCAGAAUACAGCUCGUAUGGGGUAGAAAGGAAGCCUCUUCGUGUCUCAUGGCCGAAAAAAGGAAGUUCUCAACGAUCAACCUAUUGGCUGAGUAUACCAUAUCAGUAUGGCAUCCCGCUCCUGAUUACAUACGCUGCACUGCACUGGUUGAUCUCCCAGAGCCUCUUCUACGUCAAGGUCGUCCCAUACGAUUUGAACCAGCACCGGUCCGACGAGAACAUCACCAGCACGUUGGGCUAUUCGCCAAUUGCAAUCUUUAUAGCGUUGCUUGUGGGUAUUCUGAUGGUUUUGGCACUCUUCGUUCCGGCGUGUUGCAGGAGGUUCAAAUCUAUAAUGCCAGCGGCGGGGAGUUGCAGCGCUGCUAUCAGUGCAGCAUGUCAUACUCCGCCCGGUGAGGAUAGGGAAACGGUGGCUUUGAAGGAGGUCAUGUGGGGGGAGACCAUGCCUAUGCCAGAUGAGAUGGAGAUUGAAGCGAAUACUUUCCAUUGUGGCUUCAGCGCAAGGCAGGUUUUGCGGCCAUCGAGGGAAACAUUUUAUGCAUGA